AUGGCACAGAAUCAGAAGAUAGAGCUUGAAGAAGGUGCCAUGGGGGAACCCGAGGAAUCGGGGCCCGCUGAGACUCCCACAGAAGUGGCGGAGAAGAGAGGAAUCUGCGCGGCAGCGGAGCCUGCAAUGGCGACCAGCGAGACCGUUGGCUUUGGUGGCAAAGAGCCACCUCCGCCGUCAUGGGACGGUACGGAUCCUGCAGUUCAGUUGCUGCUCUACGAGAAGAAUGUGAAGCUUUGGAUGUACGAGUCAGAGCUAGAAAUGAAGAAGAGAGGUGUGAGGUUGCUACGCAAUCUUACAGGGGUUGCAAGGUCAGUAGCUGACAACCUGGAGUUUGAAGAGAUUGCCUGCGAGAAAGGGGUAGAGAACCUGUUAUCUACCCUCAAAGCCCAUUUUGCCCCGCACUUGGAGCUUAGCUUGCCAAGAGCUUUUGAACGUGCCGUAUACGGUGCACCGAGGGGAAGCAAAGAAACAAUUCAAGAGUACCUCAUCCGAGUGGAACGUGCCUUUUACCUUUUGACAAAAGAAGGGCUUCAACUGGAUGAGACUGCGCGGGGAUAUGUGGCAUAUCGUCAGGCGUCACUCACUGAGGCGCAAGAUCUGAAAUUCACGACAUGGAGCAAAGGCCAGUUUGAUUGGAAGACCGUAGUGGCAAGCUUGAGAAGGAUGAUGAAUCAGCGGACGUCACUCACCGAGACCUUCGCCCAGGACUCCGAGAAUCUUGAUGACGAGGAGAUGUACAUCCUGGUGGAAGAGGGCGACCUUGACAAGAUUUACGAGGAAAGCGAGGCGCAGAUGGCGCUGGCGACAUAUCAAGAGGUGAGAAAGGCCAUCACCAUGCAACAGAAAAACAGGCAAUACUUUGGUGGCGGCAAAGAUCGAGUUGGUCUUCAGCGUGGAUCCAAUUCGACGUCUAUGGCAAGUUCGAAAGCUGGCAGCAGUUCGCAGAGCCAGCAGAGUUGGUAUGUGGCCAUGGGCGAGAUUGAUGUGGGACAUGAAGUUAAACUGAGUAGUCCCUUAGAGAUGACGGGUGAGCCAAUAGGGCUUAGUCAAUGUUUUGAGCCACAAGACAUUUUGUCGAGCGGUGCAACUUUCUUCAUCGGGCUGAUGACAAACCCAGCCUAUGCCGUUGUUGACACGGCGGCGCAAGACGGCCUGAUCGGCCAUCAAGCUUUGGAGCGGCUAAAAGUUCAGCUUGCAGAUUUGGGCUUGCAGGUUUCAUGGACAGGUAGAAAGGCAAAGGCGCAUGGAGUUGGAGGUGCUGCAAAGGUGAUUGGUAUAGUAGCAAUUCCACUGGGCAUUGGAGGGAACACAGGCAUAUUAGAAGCCACGGUGGUUGAAGGUGAAGUACCACUUCUUUUACCUAUUCGCAUGUUGAGACAGCUUGGAGCGGUGAUUGAUCUGCCUGCACUUUGCAUUCAUUUUUCGCAUUUUCAGCGAACACUGCCUUUGAACGUUUUGCCAAGUGGGCAUGUGGCCAUAGAGAUAGUCGAUUUUGGUGAGAAGGGUUUUCAUUUGGAGUCAUGCGGAGAGAUGCCAUACCAGGAGAGCGACUUCCGAAAUGCUCUUGGUUCAAUUUCCCAGUCAAAUGAGGUGAUGCUUUCGCAUUUUCAACCCUCUUCAAGUCUUGCCCAUGGCGUUGAAUACGCUUGCUGCGCUGCGUCAGCGCCUUCAGCGGCCUUUAGCCGUGCCUGCAGCGGCGGAAGACCAUGGGCGAGCACCAAAUUCGAAACGAGCAGUCAAGCACUGGAGGCAAAUGCUGGACAAAGUCAUUUCAGUCCAGUGACAGCUUCCUCCACAUGGUCCUCGGAGCAACUCGCCGCGCACAUCGCACAUGCAGAGAGGCUGCCACCGCUCAAGACCAAGGUGGCAGCGGUGAAGUCUGCGGACGAGUGCGAGCACAAAGCAGAGAGGCUUAUGAGGGGCUCGAACCAGUGGGCGGCAUGGGUGACAUGCAUGGAUUGUCACUCCCGCUGGGCACUCCCAAUGUCCUCAAAGAAGCCGGCAAAGAAGAAGAAGGAGGCAGCGAGUUCAGCCGAGAAGGAGAAGGGUGUUCAGAGCGAGGAGGCCACAACAAUAGCAGCAGCGCUGAAGAGGGAAUGUCUGGUGCUUCGCAAGAGCGAGGCUUCACAGGCAAUUCAGUUGUCCGAGCAGAGAACCUUGAUGGGUCAGUGGACCGAGGAGCUGCAGCAGAAGGUGGCAGUGGAUCAAGAGAUGAUGUUAGCAGAACAGAGAAAGCAUCGAGUGGAGAUGGAUCAACUGAGGGAGGCAUUGGAGGUCAGAGACAUCAUGAUGUCAGAGUUUGCAUGCAUGGCGAUGGGCCAGGAGUAUCAAGAGCACAAAGGAUACCACGAUGCGGAGAUGCAUGCAUACGCCCAUCGGCGUUGGGAAGAGCAGAAGGAAAUGGCGCAGCUGGAAGCCCUGCAGAGAGAGAUUGCGAGGGCAAACAGCAGUUCAGCCUCGAGAGCGGAUCCCAGCGACGAGGAGUGGGAUGCAGUCAUGCACCAGAGGCAGCAUGGAGGAGUUGCAGAGCGUUUGAGAGCCUUGCAGAACACGGGUUUCUUUGAAGCGAAGGAGGUGUUUGUAGAGUUUGAAGAUGGCAUGUGCAGCACUUCCAUAGAAGAGUUGACAGAAGAGGAUGCUGAAUGCUUGGUGAAGAUUAACAUGAACAACAAAUUGAGGUUUGAGGAUGAGCUGGAAGAGGUGGAAGAAACAGCUUUACCGAAGAAGGUGAAGACGCAAUUGCGAGCGGCAGAAAAGUCUCGCCAGGAAAGUUUGGAGGAGAAGAGCUUUCAAGUUGAUGUGAGUGAGGUGUUCAGCAAGCCUAGGUUGACAGCAGAGGCAGAAAGACAGCACUUGAGAGCUGGAGGUGCCUAUGACAUACUGACCGGGUACGACCUCCGAAAGAAGAAGGAUCUUCAAAGAAUGAGAAAAGCGCUGGCUGCAGAGGAGCCAGAACUUGUGGCUUGCAGUCCGCCGUGCGGUCCUUUUAGUCCACUUCAGAGGUUGAAUUUUCCCAAGAUGAGUUUUGCAAAGGUGAUGAGCGUUGUUGGAGAAGGCCUACAACAUGUACGUACGUCAGCUCAGGUUUGCCGACGUCAGUACGAACAAGGUCGUCUCUUCUUGUUCGAGCAUCCUCGGCCUUCUAAGGCUUGGGAAGAAAAGGAGUUGGAGGCUCUGAAGAGACUUCCUGGUGUUCAUGUUUGCAAUUUCAACAUGUGCAGGUACGGCAUGAGGGUUCACAAGGAAUUGAACAAGAAGGCCACCACUAUGAUCACAAACUCGCCAGAGAUAGCAGCACAACUUCAGCUUGUUUGUGAGGGAGGCCAUGUUCAUGAGACCCUCAUGGGAGGUCGCGCGGCAAAAGCGGCCGAGUAUCCUCCGGCACUGUGUCAGGCCAUCAUUUGUGGCCUGCGCAAGCAUUUGAGGAGAAAGAGUCUUCAAGCAAAACCCUCUGAGGAGUUCAUUUCUGUUUUGGCAGCAGAAGGUGCAGAAGAAGAGCAAGAGAGUUUGGGCGGUGCAUCUGAGGAGGAUCAGGAUGAGGAGGAGGAAGAAGUUGCGAGAGUAGAAGAAGCAAGCUCAAGGCAGGUUGAGGUUUCAGUUUCAGCAGAAGAUCGAGUGAAAAUCAGAAAGAUGCAUGUGAAUCUAGGCCAUCCAAACAAAGCAAGUUUCUUGAGGUUUUUGAGAGCCGGAAGAGUUCGGCAGGAGAUUUUGCAGUGGGUGGCAAAGGAAUUCACUUGCGGAACCUGCCAGAGCCAGGCAAUGCCAAAAGCACCACGUCCAGCGGUGGUUCCUCGUUGCUAUGCGCCGGGAGUGGCGCUUGGGCUUGAUGUCUUCUAUGUGCCCGAUGAACGAAACCAUCGGACCCUUCCUGUGCUGAAUUUGGUGGAUUUGGGUACCAACUAUCAGAUGGUAGAGGUGUUGGAUUCCAAAGAGCCUAUGCAUAUUUGGCACACAGUGUGGAAAACCUGGGCUCGCACUUUUGGUCUUCCUCAGUUCAUCACUGUGGAUGAAGGGAGAGAAUUCAGAGGAGGUCUGGCUCGUAUCUGUGCUGAUGCGGGUGUCAUCAUUUUCCGAGCAGCGGCUAGGGCUCCUUGGCAACAAGGAAAGGUUGAGAGACAUGGAGGUCUGAUGAAGGCCAUGUUGGAAAAGGGCAGAGAGGAGCUGCCCCCAACUUCGAGAGAGGAGUUGGUCAAUUUGCUGCACGCAUGUGAAGCAGCGAAGAACCGGUAUUCAAACAGAUCCGGUUUCAGCCCAACUCAGAGACAGAUUGGGCAUUGGCCAAGGAUGCCUAGCAGUUUGCUUAGUGAUGAAGCUCUUGAUCCUGCGUUGCAGUCACAGGGCCAGACUGAUGAGUUUGAACGUAUGAUGGAAAUGAGGAGAGUGGCACAGGAGGCAUUUAUGAAGUUGUCUUCGAGGGAGGCAGCUGCCAAAGCCUUAAAAGCAAGGCCCAGAGUGCAACAGACAUACAAAGCAGGAGAUUUGGUGUACGUUUUUCGUGCACUGCGGCGUCAAAAGGCUUUGCGACAUGGAGCAGCAGCAGCCCAACCAAGAGCACAAAGAGCGAAAUGGGUUGGGCCAGGUCAUGUGCUGGCUACUGAAGGCUCAGUGGUUUGGAUCAACAUGUUGGGUGAACUGUGGCGUGCGGCAACAGAACAGGUACGCCAUGCAACUUCAGACGAGCGUCUUGGAGUUGAAAUCAUUUCUGAGGAAUGUGAGGAGAUGCAAGAGAGGCUUAAAAGAAGUUCACACAGAGCUGGCUAUCGGGACAUCACAAGUGAGCCGUGGCCAGAGGUAGCGGAGGCCAUUGAGGAUCAGGCAGAUGAGGUGCAAGCGGAAGGUGAGGUUCGAGGCAGGCCAAGACCUCGAUUGGAGGAUGGAGACUCACCAGAGGCAGAAGAUGGAGAAGGGGCUGAAGCACAGCAUAGGUUGAAUGAGGAAGAAGCAGCUUCUGAAGGAACCGCAGUUCCACGGCAAGGUUCACAUCAGACUGUCUUGGAGCCUGAAGGAGAAGUUCCCGCUGCGUCAACACCAGCAGUGGGAGGAGACAUAGUAGCAGCACCAGAGUUCCCGAGUGAGAUGCCAGUGCUUACAGAUGAGAUGGCACGUCAGAUGGUAGAAUCAGAGGCAGCAGUGAGGAGAUUAGACGGUCUUCCAGAAGAGUCCUUUGAUGCCAUUCGAGACAAGGUUUUGCCAAGAUGGAGGAGAAAUUUGCAACAGCCAUAUUUUUGCGAGUUUGAAGUUUUCUUUCAGGGUGAAGAAGGGUCAGAGGAGAAAGAAGAGGAGCGUCCGAAGAAAGAUUACUGGGUUUUCGAUGUGCAUCGAGAGGUGGUGCAACGUCAUCAUGUAGCAUGGAGAAAGCAGCUCUUCAAUCCAGCUCAUGCUUCUGGAUGUCCAGUGCCAUUGCGAGCGUUGAAGAAGGCAAGGAGAACAAAGUGGAUGGACAGUGCAGGGAAGCCAAAGCAGAUGGAUGAUGAGUGGUCUUUGUUUACGGAAAAGGAAGAGAGAAUUUCUUGGUGGCGAGGAAUUACCGAGUUUUCGGUGGAUGCUCAUUUUCUAGCUGACUCGACUCAGAAGGCAGCACCAAAGAAAAAGCGAGGUGAAGGCGAGGUGUUUCCACAUGAAAUACCAGCUGAAGAGUGGCCAGAAUGGAAGGUUCAAGAUGCAGAAGAGUUCAAAAAGAUUGUUGACAGUGGAGCGCUCAGGAUUUUGAGCGUGGAGGAGUCAAAGCAGGUUUGGGCACGUUUGGAGGCAGAAGGAAAGACAGAUCGAGUGAUCCCAAGCAGAAUGGUUAGAAGAUACAAGCCUGGUGAGGGCCCAGGCGCACCUCGAGUGAAGAAGAGCCGUUUUUGCAUUCGAGGAGACAAGGAUCCAGACAUUUUGUCGCUUUCUCGUUUUGCCCCGACAGUGACGACCUCCAACUUGCAGGUCAUCUUCCAGGUUGCGGCCAACAGGAGAUUCAGAGGAUUGGUAGGAGAUCUCAAAUCGGCUUUUACCCAAAGCCGCCCUCUGCAGCGAAGUGGAGGCCCAUUGUAUUGCAGGUCAUUUCAUGGGAGCAUGCCGGGCCUACAGGAAGGCCAACUUGCUGAAAUCAUUUUGGGAUGCUAUGGAUUGGUCGACGCACCACUCAAUUGGCGUCUGACAUUGACUGACUUCAUCCAAGCAGAGCUUGGAUACAAACAGUCGAGCCUGGACCCAUGCACCUAUCUCCUUUUUGACAAGGACGGAGAGGAUGGAGAAGAGGAGCUACAAGGGGUAAUCUCAGUGGAGGUAGAUGAUUUACUCAUGUUUGGUGGUGAAAAGCAUGAAAAGAAGAUUCAACAACUUCAGGAGAGAUUUACCUUUGGCAAAAUGAGGGAGAUUGAUGCACAGGGCGUUGAUUUCAACGGAAGGAGGCUGAGAAAGGUCGGCAGUGACUUUUUGAUUGACAUGCAAGCGUUUGUCGAAGAACGUUUACACAUGGUGGAGCUGACACCAGAGCGAAAGAAGCAAAAGAAAGAUGAAGUGACAGAAGAGGAAAGGAGUCAAGUGCGCAGUGUUUGUGGUGCUUUGAACUGGAUUGGUAGAGAAGGGAGGCCAGACGCAGCUGCAGCUGCAUCUAUGUUCAGUUCUCUGAUGAGCACGAUGAAAAUCGAGGAUGUGCUCGACCUGAACAAAGCGGUGGAGCAGCUGAAAGCCGACGCUGGAUUGUCACUGCGUAUCCAACCAAUUGAAGAGAGCCGUUUGCGUUGGGGGGUUAUCUCUGACGCUUCAUGGGCAAAUGCGAAGAAUGGAAAGACGCAGGCUGGACAUAUGUUGAUAGCCUUCGACUGCGCCCUUCUUGAUGGACAGCGUGCCACCACAAAUGUGUUACACUGGCGCAGUGGAAAGUUGCAGCGUACUGUUUCAAGUACACUUGCUGCAGAAACACAAGCCUUGGCUCGUGGAGUAGGAGAUUUGCUGUGGAUGAUGGUCGUUUAUGAAGAGUUGACCACGGCAAGUUUUCAGAUUAGAGAUUGGAGGAAGUACAUUGGGCGCAAAGGCUACAGUGCCUUUACCAAGUUUGAGGAGACGGAGGAGGUGAAAACGGCAUUGGCGUUGGUAGACGCCAAGUCACUUUAUGAUCUUUUGAUUCAUGAAACCACUGGUGGAUCAGAUCGCAGAAAUGCUUUAGACGUUCAGGCAUUGCGUGAGGAGCUUGCAGAAUUGAAAGGGCAGAUACGUUGGGUGGAACAUCUAGAGAUGCCAGCCGAUUGCCUCACCAAGAAAUUGGGAAAAGUGACCACUCUGAAGCGAUUGCUCAAUGAAGGUGUCUUUGGCAUCACCGAAGAGUCUGCAGCGCUUGGUGCACGUUUGAAUAACCGUAAAGAGUACGGUUACAACAAGAGGUAA
Messenger RNA from Cladocopium goreaui, 7371 nucleotides. Lineage: Eukaryota; Dinophyceae; Suessiales; Symbiodiniaceae. The record is from the annotation of a GenBank genome assembly.